GGCGCUCCCAGCGUGCCUCCGUUCGAAGCGGCCGGUGCGUCACGUCCGUUUUCCUUCGGCUGGGAGAAAAAGAUGAUUGCGCCGGUGGAGGUUUCCCCGCUGAUCAAGUUCUGCAGAUACUCAGCACUGCUGUUGGGAAUCAUUUAUGGAGCAAGAAGAUAUGCUUAUUUAAAGCCUAUUGCUGCGGAAGAUAGGAGAAUAGAAGCAGAGGAGAAAAAGAAACAGGAGGAACUGAAAAGAAUUGCAAAAGCAUUGGAAGAAGCUCAAGAAUCAAUACUGAAAUAAACCACCUUGGUGCUCACCUUUAUCUCCAAUGUUUGAAAUGUUGAAGUAGAUAAUUCUAAGUGUCUAAAACACAUUUAUUUACAUCAAUAAACAGACAUUCACAA
Candoia aspera is the source of this 389-nucleotide messenger RNA. RefSeq names its product ATP synthase membrane subunit e (gene ATP5ME). The record is from RefSeq and is a predicted model, not a curated record. Gene Ontology annotation, biological process: proton motive force-driven ATP synthesis. NCBI's taxonomy places the organism in Eukaryota, Metazoa, Chordata, Lepidosauria, Squamata, Candoiidae. Gene Ontology annotation, molecular function: proton transmembrane transporter activity. The transcript has 4 exons. The coding region runs from base 73 to 285 and encodes 70 amino acids.